Messenger RNA from Spizellomyces punctatus DAOM BR117, 1278 nucleotides. RefSeq lists its product as uncharacterized. Gene Ontology annotation, molecular function: SNAP receptor activity; SNARE binding. Bases 328 to 1227 code for a protein of 299 amino acids. Gene Ontology annotation, biological process: vesicle fusion; intracellular protein transport; exocytosis. Gene Ontology annotation, cellular component: SNARE complex; plasma membrane; endomembrane system. NCBI's taxonomy places the organism in Eukaryota, Fungi, Chytridiomycota, Chytridiomycetes, Spizellomycetales, Spizellomycetaceae. The transcript has 10 exons. The record is from RefSeq and is a predicted model, not a curated record.
GAAUGCAAUCGCCCAUAAUUUUAAAGGAUAUGCCGGCCAUACUGCACAAGUUAUCAUCAUCGCAAUGCGCUCAAAAUAAGCAACACAACGUGGACGACGAGAUCUCUGCCCUGAAGCAAAAGCUGCAAUAUGACAUGAGGGCCGAUGGGGGGCUCAGCAGCUGGAGCGGUUAAUUAGGUGCAUAGCCACUUCCUAUCACCUAAUGCGCCUUUCGGGUCCGCUUUUGCAGAGUUUUAACGCUGACCUUGUUUGCAUCGCCAUCGCAAAUCAAACACCCACUCUCUGCCCUCUGUAAACUACUUUCUUACACUCGAACUUUUAGCAGCAAUGCCUAUCGAUCGCUUCGGGAGCCUAAAGCAGGCCGACACAUCGCAUCAAACUGUUGUCGAAAUGGAAGGGCUUUUGACGCAGCCUUCAGUGGGGGGCGAAGGUUUGGACACAUUUUUCAACGAGGUCGAAUUGAUGAAAUCGGACAUUAAGAUAGUACGAAGGAAUGUGGGAGAAAUUGAACGAUUGCAUUAUGCGGGGUUACUGUCGGCCAAUGAUAAAGAAAAUAGGGAUGCGCUUGAGAGGGCGUCGAACGAUACAAAGAGGCUCAUUGGAAGGCUCCGAGCAAAAGUCAAGGAUCUGAUGGAGGCAACUGAUCGAAUGAAGCCAACACGGAACGCACAAAUACGUCGCACGCACGAGCGAAGCCUGGUUAAUGAGAUUGUCAAGGUCGCGGCUGAAUAUCAGCAGAUGGAGCAACAAGUGAAACAGCAACACAGAGAGCGUUUGGAGCGCCAGUACAAGAUUGUCCGCCCGGGUGCCACAGAUGAAGAAGUCUCUAAUGUCGUAGAACACGGAGGCAGCGUGUUCUCUCAAGAGAUCCUCAGCGCCCGCGUAGGAGAACAACGACAGGCUUUGGAAGAAGUACAGUCGCGACAUGUCCAAAUCAAGCAGAUCGAGACUGCAUUGGUGGAACUGUUUGACCUAACGACGGAGAUGAGUCAUCUAUUGGACCAGCACCAGGAAAUCAUUAACAUUGUAGACGCUCAGGUGGAACAGGUUCACGUGACUGUGGAGAAAGGGAACCGGGAGCUUACUUUUGCAACCGCAAGUGCUAAAAGUGCUCGAAAAACCAAAUGGAUCAUUGCAGGGAUAGUCUUGGUGGUUGUAGGAGUUAUUGCCGCUGUUGUAGCAGUGAAGCUAUCGCAAUCAAAGAGCCAGCAAAGAAAUAAUGCCUGACUCUAUGCAUCUUGUAUACAAAAUAAUUACCCUUUAUCGCAUUCCUUUGAA